CCAAGCUUUAUGUAACCGAAAACUUCAAAAACCCAUCACCAAAAACCAUUCAAAAAUAAAAUACAAUCCAAGAAAAUGGGAUUACAAAAUCAAUUAACUGAUGUUUCUAGUGAAUCAAUCCCAAUUUUACUAGUAACCCUUCUUGCCAAUUGCUUAACCAAUCUCCGUUCACUUAUUUUCACUUUCCUUCAGUUCCUUGGUUUAUCGUCUUUUCAAUUAAAUCCGAUACAAAUUGAAACUGCCACUUUAUAUGACGUUGUUGGGUCCGGUUUAACAGGACUUGUUAUGUUAGCCGAGCAACUUAAUAUAAACCGUGUUUUUUCAUACACAUUUGAUGAUCAAGACGAUGAAGCUGCUGGUUCAAGUUGUGUUGUUUGUUUAAAUAGAUUGGGUGAUGGUGAACAUGUUAGGAAAUUGGUUUGUAAACAUGUUUUUCAUAAAGAGUGUUUUGAUGGUUGGUUAGAUACGUUUAAUUUUAAUUGCCCGAUUUGUCGGUCUUCUUUGGUUUCUGAGGAGCGCGUGGUGCUAACGCGCCGGCGAGUCGCUUGGGAUGUUCUUGAUUGGUUCUCCUUGAGAUGAAGUGAAUUUACAUGGCUGGCGAUUAUGGUUAUGAUGAUGAUGAUGCAGUAAGCGGUGGUUUGGUUGGUUCGCGGAUUAAAUUAUCUCUUCUGGGAUUAAUCUUGAGGAUAAGAUAGAAUAUUUAAAAUUAAGUUUGGGAUUAAAUUUAUAUUGUAUUUAGUUGAUGGUAUAAGUUUAUUCUUAUAUAAAUUUAUGUUGUCAAUUAAUUACGGUAUAAAUUUAAUAUCUGACUUAAUUUUAUGAUAUUUCAUCUCCGCGUACUAAACGGACCCCUAAAUGUGAUAACACGAUGGUCUUUUGGUGAUGAUAAGGUUUUUUUUUUUUAGAGUUCUUUUGGAUACUUAUUUUUGAAUGGUUUUUUUGGGAAUUAUUUCCAGUUUUUGAGGAACUUGAUGUGAAGUUCUUUUCCACUAAUGUAAAAAAGAAAGGUGCCUUUUUUGUUGGUAGUCUUUGACGGGAGUAAUAUUUAUUUUGCAAUUUUCCUUUUUUCCUUUUUCUUCGUGAAAAUGAGAGACUAUUAUGGCACAAAGCAUUUAUUUAGUUAUGGAGUUCCUUUAUUUUUAGUGAAUUGUGUAACAAAUAAAAGUUGUAAAAUGUAGUAGUUGUUGUUUAUAAGAAAAUAAAUACGUUUUAUUCUAA
This is a messenger RNA of Lycium barbarum (goji berry), 1218 nucleotides long. Its product is annotated as E3 ubiquitin-protein ligase RHA2A-like. Gene Ontology annotation, biological process: protein ubiquitination. Gene Ontology annotation, molecular function: ubiquitin protein ligase activity. The record is from RefSeq and is a predicted model, not a curated record. Lineage: Eukaryota; Viridiplantae; Streptophyta; Magnoliopsida; Solanales; Solanaceae. The transcript has a single exon. The coding region runs from base 76 to 579 and encodes 167 amino acids.